UUUUAAUGGACUUUCUUGAAGUUUCUUCGUAUUUUUUUGGACUUUCGACCUGCUCUAUGACACUGUUUUGUUGUUCGGCUUUUGGACUUUUCAUUGUGCAGCCGCUUCAUGAAAAAAAUUGUACUUUGCGUUGUGUAGCCGCCACUUUAUGAACUUUUUUUUGGUACCUUUUUUGGACUUUCCAUUGUGCAGCCGCUUUAUGAACAAGUAUUUUCUAUUGGUUGCUUGCCUCCAGCUAUGGCCCCAGAUCACACCUGUCAAUCCGGCGAGUACGUGGGGACCGCUUCUCUUCAUUUUUGCUGUUUCUGCAUUCAAGGAAGGACUGGAUGAUUACGGCAGAUAUAAACAGGACAAGUUGGCAAAUGAGAAGAUGAUAUGGGUGGUCAAGAAUGGAAUCAAGACAAGGAUCCGUUCGCAAGAUAUUUGCGUGGGAGAUAUCAUUUGGCUGCGAGAAAACGACGAAGUCCCUUGUGAUCUUGUCUUGCUUGGCGCUUCAGAGACUCAGGGAUUCUGCUACGUAGAGACAGCUGCUCUAGAUGGAGAGACAGAUCUGAAAACUCGAAUGGUGGCUGGCCCUUGCAUUGGGAUCUCGGGGGAGCUGCUUCACAAAAUCAAAGGAGUGAUCGAGUGCCCUUUGCCUGACAAAGACAUCAUGAGAUUUGAUGGGAAUUUGCGGUUGUUUCCCCCUUUUAUCGACACUGAGUACUGCUCGCUGUCAGUGAGAAAUACAAUUCUUCAGUCCUGUGUCCUUCGCAACACUGAAUGGGCAUGUGGUGUCGCUGUUUACACAGGCAAUGAGACAAAGCUGGGGAUGAGCAAGGGAGUUUCGCGACCGAAGCUGACGGCAGCCGAUGGCAUGAUUGACAAGCUGUCAGGAGCUGUGUUUUUCUUUCAAAUCACAGUCGUGCUGAUUUUGGGCAUGGCUGGCAAUGUGUGGAAAAACCUCGAGACUAGGAAGGUGGAGUUUAUCCUUACUGACAAGACUGGGACGCUCACGGAGAAUGUUAUGGUUUUCAAAAAGUGCUUCAUCAACAAGGUUGCCUACGGCAAUGACAAUGGCGAUGCUGCUCAAGAUCCGAAGCUCUUGAAGGCAUUAGCUGACGCUACACCGGAAGUCGUUGAGUUCAUUACAACCAUGGCCAUCUGCAACACUGUGGUCCCAAUCAGAAGUGAAAACGGGGCAAUUCAAUACAAAGCGGCAUCACAGGAUGAGGAGGCACUUGUAACAGCUGCAGCGAAGCUCCAUGUGACACUGUGUUCAAGGCAGGGAUCAUUAAUUGAGGUCAACUUUUUGGGGACACCCGUUCAGUACGAGUUGUUGGCAGUGCUGGAGUUCUCGUCGGAGCGGAAGAGAAUGUCCAUCGUGGUGAAGGAGCCCAACACAGGCCAAAUAAAACUGUACAUAAAAGGAGCAGAUGAAAUGAUCUUCUCAAGGCUUAGAGCGGAUCAAGACCUAAGGUCGAUUGCGGAUUGUCUCGAGCAGUACGCUCAGUCUGGUCUUCGAACACUCUGCUUUGCACGGAGAGAUAUCACAGAGGAGGAGUAUGAGGUCUGGGACAAGCGGUUCAGGGAAGCAAGCGCUUCCGUAACGGAACGUGAGUGGAAGCUAGCAGAAGUUUGUGAACUUAUUGAACGGAACCUUAUCUUGGUUGGCGCAACAGCAAUUGAAGAUAAGUUACAGGAAGGAGUGCCGCAAACCAUCAAACUAUUGCGGAAUGCUGGGAUUCAUUUCUGGAUGCUCACGGGCGACAAGUACACAACAGCUGUGCAGAUUGCGCUUGCUUGUAAUUUCAUUUUGCCAGAACCGGAAGGACAGUUGCUGCAGGUGCAGGGCAGAUCAAAGCAAGAAGUGGCCACAAGCCUGGAAAGGGUGCUGAGGACCAUGAGAAUCACCAGCGAUAGGCACAAGGAUGUUGCCUUCAUCAUUGAAGGGUGGGCCCUGGAGAUCGCUCUUACUUAUCACAGACAUCUUUUCACAGAGCUCAGCAUGUUCGCACAAACAGCAAUAUGUUGCCGUGUCACUCCUUCCCAGAAAGCAAUGCUGGUAGAACUGGUGAAGAGCUGCGAAUAUAGAACUUUAGCUAUCGGAGAUGGUGGGAAUGAUGUCCGAAUGAUUCAAGAGGCGCAUGUUGGUGUUGGCAUCAGUGGGCGUGAGGGGCGUCAAGCUGCAAGAGCUGCGGACUACAGUAUUGCCAAGUUUCGGUUCCUGAAGCGACUCAUCCUUGUACACGGUCGAUACUCUUACCAUCGGACGGCAGUGAUAGCUCAAUACUCGUUCUAUAAGUCACUCAUUAUCUGCUUUAUUCAGAUCAUGUUCUCCUUCUGGUCAGGAAUUUCUGGAAGCAGUCUCUUCAACUCCUUCAGCCUGAUGGCGUACAACAUUGUGUAUACUAGCUUGCCUGUACUUCUAUAUGUCCUGGACAAAGACAUUAGCGAGGAGAGUGUGGAGAAUCACCCACAUGUGAUGAGGUUCUGUCAAGCAGGCCGGAUGCAUCUGGCUGCAGGCGUUUGUUGUUGCCCUGGAAACGAAUUGAUAAUUAUCGUCGGGAUGGGACCUAUUGUUUCUCUCAAGUACUUCAAGCUUUAUUACCGAGCGAGCACAAUUGCGGCGAUUCAGCAUCUGGAGAGGUCAGCAGAAAGAGGAGGAGGUGGGGGAGGAGGUGCGGGGCCACGCGCAGGAGGCAGCGCAGGAGGGAUUAGCAGUCUUUGCAGUGGUUGCUGGUCAGCUAUAUGCUGCUGCUGCUGUCCUUUCUCAGCCCUGCUCUCCUUGGUUUGGGGAUCUGAUGGCGGAGGAGACCUUGAUGGUGUCACAGGAGGAAGAGGAAGCCGCACCAUGCGACAUGGAGAGGGUUUCUCCCAUAGCUUACCCUUACUGAGCAGGACUUCUAGUUUAUCUUCCAUAUCGGAACCGCUACUUCAAGAAGGAAUGCGAUCUACCGAUGAGGAAUUAGCGCCGCGGACAUUGGUAACGACAACGACGGGUAAUUCGCUACGUGGAGGUGGCCGCGCACCUCCCCCUUCCAUACAGUCUUGGAAUGAAAACUAUGCCAGGAAGUGUCCCCAAGCGGAACAUAGCAGCGGGCAGCAACUCUGCGAAUUACCAGGCAAUGCAGUAGAGGCAACAUGGCUGCACAUCGCCAAAAACGACUGCAAGGAACAACAGGGAAAGCGGACGAGCAGCAUGGCAACAGUGCAACGAAGCACAAAGCAACACCAACACCGCAGCCAGACUACAUGGCACACAAGCAAGGCGCGCGGACGGCAAGGCAAGCUGAUGAGCAGCAAGGCAGCAGCGCAGCGAAGCACAGGUGAGUUGGAGAUACUGACUGGGUCGGGUCCUCGCAGCAUGAGUAGUGGUGAACGUGGAUAUGACAGGAAUGACCGACAUGAUCGGCCUUACGAUGGCGGACGGCGCGGACGAGCGGAGACAAGUCGUGAUGAACCAUGUGAUGCAGAUCGCUACCACCGGUAUUACGGCCAGGGGAUGACGGUUAAUGAACCGCCGAGACGGCAGUCUCCGAUAUGUUACGGGUGUAAAGUUCCCGGGCACUAUCGGAGUGACUGCUGGAGGAUCUGGGCUGACCCAACGUCGAGAAGGCAAGCUGAGGCCGACGGGUAUAUCUGCCCUGCGGAAUUGUACUGCCGGGGACGGUCUGUUUCACCAAGAAGAGCGAAUGCGGCCACCAUCCAGCGCUCACCAUCAAUCGACUCUAAGACUUCUUCGAAGCUUGAGGAGUUAGGUCAGAGUGUUGCUACCCUGCGGGAGUUUGUGGAUUUGGAGAUGGCUCAACGUAACGAAAAGGAGAAGAAACGACGUGAGCGGGAGGAAGCAAGUGUUCGUGAAGAGGAGGAGCGCAGAGCCGAAGCAGCUAAGGCGGCUAGGAAAGCUGAGAAACUUAGGAAGCGGGAAGAGGAGCAGCUGGAAAUGGCUAAGGCGGUGGAGAUGCAACUGACGCUUCGUCUCAGCAGCAUCUGGGAUGAUAUUCGGAAUGAGAUCAGGAGAGCUGUUGGCGAAACUGUGAAAGGUAAAGCCAAGUUAGUCGAAGAGAGGCCAUCUACCUCCGGAUCGGGAGCGGGUGACAACGAAGUCGAAGUGAUUACUGAAGGGACCGAGCGACUGGCAAUUAGGGAGAAGCGUAAUAGAGGAGAGGAGACUCCUGUGGGUAAUAGCCCUCCGGUGGUGACUCCAGCUAAGCGUGCUAAUAAGCGCACAAUGGUCCGGUCUCUGCGCUUCUCCGAACGGCUGCAGCUACCUCGCACACGCAUCGCCAAGAAAGGGGCUCGUGUAUUAGCCAACAAAGCGCAAACAGCUAUCAAGCGGUCUGCUCACGAUAUGGCGAUGGAAUGAAUGGCUUACCUGGACCGUACUCGGCGGAAACUUGCGCACUGCAAUUGCG
This is a messenger RNA of Chara braunii, 4397 nucleotides long. The record is from the annotation of a GenBank genome assembly. Lineage: Eukaryota; Viridiplantae; Streptophyta; Charophyceae; Charales; Characeae.